Eurytemora carolleeae is the source of this 2029-nucleotide messenger RNA. RefSeq names its product gastrula zinc finger protein XlCGF57.1. NCBI's taxonomy places the organism in Eukaryota, Metazoa, Arthropoda, Copepoda, Calanoida, Temoridae. The transcript has 13 exons. Gene Ontology annotation, biological process: regulation of transcription by RNA polymerase II. Gene Ontology annotation, molecular function: DNA-binding transcription factor activity, RNA polymerase II-specific; RNA polymerase II transcription regulatory region sequence-specific DNA binding; chromatin insulator sequence binding. The record is from RefSeq and is a predicted model, not a curated record. Gene Ontology annotation, cellular component: chromosome; nucleus. Bases 675 to 1994 code for a protein of 439 amino acids.
AACACUCACAUUGUGAUCAAAGCCCUCCUCGAGAAGCAGUUAGUACAAAGCGUCAAUUAUCAAACGUUGAUUAUCAAAACGUCGAAUAACAAAACAUAGAAGAUACAAAAUGUUGACUGCUGUAAAAUGUUGACUAUGCUACAAAUUGUCGAAAUUACAAAAUGUUUAAUACAUCAAAACGUCAACAGUUACAAAAUGUUAGAUUAUCAUGGGUUAGGUUAAGACAAUUUCUGGGCCAAGCGCUGCGGCAAGGAUUGUCUAUAGAGGGCUGGGGCCUCUUCAAAGUCGAAUAAUGUGCUGUACGUUUCACAUUAUUUUGGGCUAGGUUAGGUUAAGACAAUUUCAUGGGCCCAGUGCUGCGGCUAGGGGGCUGAGCGCUGGGGCCCCAAACGUUCAAUAAUGUGCUAUAGUUUAACGGAAUUAUAACAGCAGGUUAGAAGAGUAAUAUAGAGGAUAUGCGUAGGUCAUGCCCAAUACCAUCGAUUAGUUGAUUGAAUUGCUACAACAAAGACGAUAUCUUCUAAGUUUGAACAACCCUACCAUGGAUGAAAUAGUGUACACUUUAAGCAGAAAUUCAGCUACGGGCAUUUUGAAAAAAAAUUUACCCUCGUAAGAUUGCAAGAAACCUCUACAGUAUAUUUUAUCAGGAAAUAUUUGUUAUUUAUCAAACCAAAAUGUCUGUUAUGUACCCUGAUGGAUACCGAGAAACGGAAGGAUUAGAAGUCCUACUCGAGAGAUUAAAGGAGAUGGUAAACUUUACAAGUUUAUUUAACGUAAGAUUAAUUCCUGGCGACGGGGCUGGGGACAGAGAUGUUAGUACAAGUAGCUUACUCUUAGCUGCAGCAAGUCCGUUUAUCCACUCCUUACUGUUGGAUGUUGAAGAUGUGCAUGAGAACGAGUUCUGUAUUAUUCUUCCCGAUUUUACCAGUAAACAGUUGGAGGGUCUAGUAGACAUCAUGCAUUCAGGUCAUAGUGUUUUGAACAUAAAUGAUCUGCUAGAAAUGCUGGGGUGCAUGAAUACUCAAAAUUCCUUCAAAAAUCCUUCCCUCCACCAGGGUUCUUCAAGCAAACAUUUUGAUGCGGAUGAUUUUAAUUCUGUCAGUAUCGUUAACUUAAAUACUUCCAACGUGACAGCGCCACCCUGCAGAAAAAUAUCAAGACUGAGAAACAAAGAAAAUAUGCCAAGAAAGAGAAAAUUUAAAGUGUCUGCGUGUGUUCAUUGCGGAAAACGGUUUCGUAAAUCUGAAAAAUUGAAAGAACAUAUCGAAACAGUUCAUUUACAGAAUUCUUUAAACUGUUCUGAUUGUGAGUCAACAUUCAAAACCUCAGGUGGAUUGCGGGAGCAUGAAAAGCUUCAUAUUCCUGUUGAAACUUCCUGUACCUUAUGUGAAGAUAUGUUAUCAUCUGAAUGGAAUCUAAGAGAUCACAUGAAGCUGUUUCACAGAAGGGUUAAACCUGAAUUUAGCGAGGAAGAAAAGCAGCAUGUUUGCGAAAUUUGCGGAUCCAAGUUUGCGCACAAAAAUUCUCUACGUCAUCAUUUGACGCAUUUUCACAAAGAAGUCCAAGAUGAUGUGAUGUAUUGUUGUACCUAUUGUCAGCAGAAGUUUAAUAGACAGAUUGAUUUGAGAACCCAUCUUCUUCUGCAUAAUAAGCCUGAGAUACCUUGUCCUCAUUGUUCAAAGUUGUUCCACACUAAAAAUUAUUUAAAAGGGCAUAUGUUGCGUGUACAUACUGCUUGGUACGAGUUAAAGUACACAUGUACAGAGUGUGAGAAAGGGUUUACUGAUAAACAUGUUUGGAAAGGACAUUUAAGCAUGCAUGAAGGCAGAACACCAUUCAAAUGCAGAUAUUGUACACGAGAAUACCAGAACCUAAGUGAUAGAAGGUUUAUAUAUCGUACACGAGAAUGCCAGAACCAUCGUAAUAUAAUGUUUAGAUAUUGUACAAGAGAAUACCAGAACCAAAGUUAUAACAUGUUUAGAUAUUGUACAUGAGAAUACUUUAACCAACGUAAUCUAAUGUUUAGAUA